Cololabis saira (Pacific saury) is the source of this 648-nucleotide messenger RNA. It is a transcript of the gene sprn, whose product is annotated as shadow of prion protein. Gene Ontology annotation, cellular component: membrane. The transcript has 2 exons. The record is from RefSeq and is a predicted model, not a curated record. Lineage: Eukaryota; Metazoa; Chordata; Actinopteri; Beloniformes; Belonidae. The coding region runs from base 85 to 552 and encodes 155 amino acids.
ACAAACCUGCUCCAUCUGCAACGAUCCCUCCAUCCUUCACACUGGGCUUUAAUACCAGCAAGCACGAUCAGAGUGGGCAAUAAGAUGUGGGGGAUGAAGCAGGUGCUUGCAGCCUGCUGGACGGCUCUCCUGCUCUCCUGUCUCCUGUGGGAGCCGGCGCUGUGCAAAGGAGGUCGCGGCGGCUCCCGCGGCUCAUCGCGCGGCUCCUCGUCCCGCAGCUCCGCGGCCGGGACGUACCGGGGCGGCUACGGGGGGCCCAGCUCCCGCUCCCGCUUCAGGGCGGCGGGACGCACGUCCCCGGUGCGGGUGGCGGCGGCGGCCGCGGCGGGGGCCGCGGUGGCGCUCACGGCGGAUAAAUGGUACGCGUCCGCCUACCGCCGCAGCAACACCGACGGCUCCGACGAGGAGCCGGACUACUUCAACAGGACCAAUUACUUUGACGCGCUGAUGUCAAGCUCCACCCAGAACGGAUCAUUAAUGUCUCCAGUGGUUUCCAUUAUUAUUGCAAUAUUUUCCCCAAAACACGGACUCUUCCUUACGGAAGAGUAUUAGGGCCAUGGAGUAGAAAAAAUAUUUGAGAGGGGAAGAUUAUUUUUUUAUUGUGCACUUCGAGAAAAAAGUCGAAUUGUCGAGAAAAAAGUUGAAAUG